CAAGAAAAGAACAAAGCCUCACCAAACCACUCUACACAUUCACCAUGGCUGACACAGCCAAGAUCCAAGAACUGCUGGCAAAGCCACGCAACGACCUCACCGAAUUUGAGGUCGCCGCUCUCGAGCAGCACGAAUUCACCAGCGGCCCGCUCUCGAUCCUGCAGACGGCAGUGCGCUCGCACUCGCAGGUGCUGAUCUCGUGCCGCAACAACCGCAAGCUGUUGGCGCGCGUCAAGGCUUUCGAUCGCCACUGCAAUAUGGUGCUUGAGAAUGUGAAGGAGAUGUGGACGGAGACGCCGAGGUUGGCGGGUGGAAAGAAGGGAAGGCCGGUGAAUAAGGAUCGCUUUAUCAGUAAGAUGUUCUUGAGAGGAGAUUCAGUCAUUCUCGUCCUACUCAGUUGAGCGGAGAGUUUCGCGUCGGUGGUUUUGAAAGGUUCAUAUGGGUCUAUUGGUUGGCUUGGGGUUCAUCAUAUCAUAAGAUUUCCGGGUUAGGACCAAACGGGGCGUUAUACAAAAAGUUGAUGAAAUACAGUCCAUGACA
Molecule: messenger RNA, 540 nt
Organism: Pseudogymnoascus verrucosus
Lineage: Eukaryota; Fungi; Ascomycota; Leotiomycetes; Thelebolales; Thelebolaceae
Gene: SMD2
Product: mRNA splicing protein
Exons: 4
Coding region: 45-401 (118 amino acids)
Biological process (GO): RNA splicing; spliceosomal snRNP assembly
Cellular component (GO): precatalytic spliceosome; U4/U6 x U5 tri-snRNP complex; U2 snRNP
Molecular function (GO): RNA binding
Source: RefSeq, a predicted model, not a curated record